AACGAUGAGGCUGCUGAUCACCUUUACGGCUGUGUUGGCCGUUGCUUCUGCACAGAAUGCCACUAACCGAUUCCCGGAUGACUUCAUGUUUGGAGCGGCAACAGCCGCGUAUCAGGUCGAAGGUGCCUGGAAUGAAGAUGGCAAGGGAGAGAGCAUUCAAGACUACAUGUUCCACAACUAUCCGGAAUACAUGAUAGGAGAAGACAACGGGGACGUCGCCUGCGAUUCUUACCAUCAGUACCUGCAAGAUGUGGAGAUGCUGAAAACGCUCAAUGCGGACAUCUAUCGAUUUUCGAUCGCCUGGUCACGUGUGUUGCCUAACGGGGACCUUGACGUCAUUAACCAAGCUGGUAUCGACUACUACAACAACCUUAUCGACGCGUUGCUCGCCAACGGAAUUCAGCCUCUGGUGACAAUGUACCACUGGGACCUGCCUCAAGCACUGCAGUACAUCGGAGGCUGGCCCAACGAACUGCUGGUCGACUACUUCGUUGAAUACGCCAGGUUACUCUUCCAAAACUUCGGAGAUAGGGUGAAAUGGUGGAUCACAUUCAACGAGCCACAUCAGUUCACGAUGGGCUACGCUAUGUUGGGGGUCGCACCCGCUCAACCAGCUCCGGGCAUCGGCGACUACCUGUCGACACAUACCGUCAUCAAAGCUCACGCCAGGGUCUGGCACCUGUACGAUGAGGAGUUCAGAGCCACACAGAACGGUAGCGUGGGAAUUACACUUAAUAUGGACUGGCCUGAACCAGAGACUAACUCGACAGAGGAUGCAGAAGCAGCGGAUAGAGCACGGCAAUUUGUGAUGGGUAUGUUCGCACACCCUAUCUACAGUCAGGAUGGGGAUUAUCCGGCUGUGGUACGACAGCAAGUGGACGCCAAUAGCGCGGCUGAAGGACGACCCCGAUCAAGGCUACCAACAUUCACACAAGAGGAGAUCGAGUACAUUAGGGGUUCGGCAGACUUCUUUGGGAUGAAUCACUACAAUACGACUUUCGUGACGCCAGGUCUCACAGGUGAAUCACCUUCCAAAACGCGGGACACCGCUGUAAUUACAUCGGAUCCUGUGCGUCUACCUUGGGGACUUCGGAAGCAACUUAACUGGGUGGCCAAUCAAUAUCCAGGAUAUCCUAUCAUUAUAACAGAGAACGGUCGCUUGAAUUUUGGAGGACGGAAUGAUACUGACCGCAUCGAAUACUAUACUGAAUACCUCGGAGCUAUGCUAGAGGCGAUAAACACUGACGGUGUUCCGGUUAUCGGAUACACCGCGUGGAGUCUCAUAGACACUAUCGAAUGGAACUUGGGAUUCACGGUUACGUAUGGGCUGUGCGAGGUGGACAAAACCAGUCCAAACAUGACGAGGACACCCAAGGAGUCGGCUGCCUUCAUGUCAGAAGUGUUCCGCACCAAGCAGCUGCCCAGCCAGUACAACCUGUAGGAGGUUGCGCAGUCACCACACGAGCCACAUAGUAGUAUGUCAACGUAGUGUUUAAUUAAAUCAGUUAAUAAACGCAAUGCAGUUACAUUUAGCAAUGGAUGUGAAUGUAGUUACGUCGACAUGCUUCCUAUGUAAACAAGUUUCUACAAAUAAACGUCGUACUUUGA
This is a messenger RNA of Schistocerca cancellata (South American locust), 1608 nucleotides long. RefSeq names its product myrosinase 1-like. Gene Ontology annotation, molecular function: beta-glucosidase activity. NCBI's taxonomy places the organism in Eukaryota, Metazoa, Arthropoda, Insecta, Orthoptera, Acrididae. The transcript has 11 exons. The record is from RefSeq and is a predicted model, not a curated record. Gene Ontology annotation, biological process: carbohydrate metabolic process. The coding region runs from base 5 to 1441 and encodes 478 amino acids.